UACAGCCCAAGGCGGAAGCGGCGCCGGCGCGGAACCCGCUCUGCCGCAGCGAUGGCUGCCGGUGUCCCCUGCGCGCUGGUUACCAGCUGCUCCGCCACCUUCACCGGGGACCGGCUGGUGCAACAUAUCCUUGGGACAGAAGAUGCUGUUGUGGAAGCGACUUCCAGCGAUGCUGUGAGGUUUUACCCCUGGACCAUCGAUAACAAGUACUAUUCCGCAGAGGUCAACCUGUGUGUGGUGCCGAGCAGGUUCCUGGUCACUGCCGAGAUUGCCGAGUCGGUCCAGGCAUUUGUAGUUUACUUUGACAGCACACAGAAAUCAGGUCUUGACAGUGUCUCCUCAUGGCUUCCUCUGGCAGAAACAUGGCUACCUGAGGUGAUGAUUCUGGUCUGUGAUAGAGUGUGUGAAGAUGGAAUAAACCGACAACAGGCUCAAGAGUGGUGCAUCAAACAUGGCUUCGAGCUGGUGGAGCUCAACCCAGAGGAGCUGCCUGAGGAGGACGAUGACUUCCCUGAAUCUACAGGUGUGAAGCGGAUUGUACAAGCAUUGAAUGCCAAUGUCUGGUCCAAUGUCGUGAUGAAGAAUGACAGGAGCCAGGGCUUCAGCCUGCUCAACUCACUGGCUGGAGCAAACCGCAGCAUUGGAUCAGCAGAGAGCUGUCACUCUGAGCAGCAGGAGCCAUCGCCAACAGCUGAGAGGACAGAAUCCCUCCCUGGCCAUCGCAGUGGUGCGUGUGGUUCAGCAGGCGCACAGGUUGAUAGCAUUGUCGACCCCAUGUUAGACCUGGAUAUUCAAGAAUUAGCCAGUCUUACCACCGGAGGAGGGGAUCUGGAGAACUUCGAGAGACUCUUUUCAAAGUUAAAAGAAAUGAAAGACAAGGCUGCGACACUGCCUCACGAGCAAAGAAAGCUGCAUGCAGAAAAGGUGGCCAAAGCCUUCUGGAUGGCAAUAGGAGGAGACCGAGAUGAGAUCGAGGGCCUUUCUUCAGACGACGACAACGAGCACUAAGUUCUUCCUGCUAGGUCUGACUGACACCGGUGCCAGCACUGUGCACCCCAAGUGCUUCCCUUCUCGGGGGUUUCUGUUCUGCCAAGAUUGCCAUUAGCACACUGGCCACUUGACUGGUUUUUUGGGUUCCCUUACCUGAGCUUUUAGAAAUCACUAGGGAGAAAUCUUUGUUCCUGCCGCAUAAGGGACUGAGGAGUGAAAUGAUUGUGGAAACCCUUCAGAUCUACAUUCUUCGUUCUGAGAACCUGGUAAAAUGAGUCUCAGAGGUCUGUGCUACUGGAGAGCCAAGUGUUGGAGCACCUGGGAUCCAGCAGCUGAGGGACUGAGCCAGCUUGGGCUCCACAGGGAGGCCUGCUUCUGUGUUAGAUUGCCCUUUCACACUGCAGGUCGGGAGCUUGUGUUUCUGCUGUGUACCAUUGCUGGUCCCCGCCCAGAGCACAGCUCUGAACUAAGGUGAUGUUGUAGACAAGAAAGGCAGCUGUAGAACUAGGGUGUGUCUGGGGGCUGGGGAACAGGUGGCUCAUGGGUUUCUCUCUUAGUAAGUCCUUAUAACAUUUUCAAGUUCUGUGUCUGAGUUCCUGCAACAAAGAAGUAAAAGUCAGGUGUGUGUCUGUAAGAAACAGAGGCACGGGUUUCCUCCUCUGAGAGUGUAAACUCCCCUCCCAGCAGCUGGGCAAGGGCCCUGGGUACAGUCAUGUGUGGACAAAGGAGCAGCAGUGCUGGUUCUGAGCACACUGCUGACACCAUGCUCUCCCUGGCCACUCGAGGUUUCAGAGCAAGCGCCCCUUCUUUCUGCUUGCCGUCAAAGCACCAGUACCAAGCAGUGCGAGGAUAGGUGAGCCUUCAGCAGCCAGGCCCUGAGUCACCAUCAUGGUUUACUUCCAGGACUGUUGGUUCCACCACACUCCAGGGCCCAGUCCCACGGAAACCCUGUUCUUCCUCCUGUGUUGUGUUUAAGUGGGUCAGCCCCAGGGGAACACAAAGCAAAGUUUUAAAGGAAGAGACGGGGGGGGGGGGAGGUCUAAAGGUGCUUAUUCUAUCAUCACAGACACGUCUGUGAGGCAGGCAUGAAUCUCCUUCAUGGUCGUCAGUUUCUGAGCAUGUGGGGCCAUGAGAGAGGGCAUUCAUCGUGGGCUGAGAGCUGGUCCUGACCUAGUGUCACACAUGAGUUAGGUCAUGACCAGAAACAAGAUGCACCUGCUUGGGCCACUUACAGGACCUGAAACAUGCUUGGCCAGGCCAGAACCAACACAGGGAGGAGACAUGGUCCUGGUGACAGUAGUAUUCUGGAAACAGUGGGUGCUGGUUUGCUCCGGGUACCCUGUGCUCCCAUCCCCCACACUCUGAUCUUAGAAUCUUUGAGUUGGGUUUGCCACUACCCUUUCAGGGGGGCUAAUACUUUAAGGUGAGUGCAUUAACCAUUGGUUAAGAAGGGAAAUUAGGGAAGUUGGCUGUGGGUUGCCAGAAAGGUAGAACAUGUUUUUCUUAAAAUGUGGAAGAUUUUAGAAAAUAUAUUAGGUCACAUGAUUAGGAAAAAAUAGACAAGAAAAGGCUGUGGACUUGAUUUUGCUGAAUAAACAAAACCAGGUAAUUAAAAGAAGAUUUAUUUAUAAAGUC
Molecule: messenger RNA, 2625 nt
Organism: Apodemus sylvaticus (European woodmouse)
Lineage: Eukaryota; Metazoa; Chordata; Mammalia; Rodentia; Muridae
Gene: Aagab
Product: alpha and gamma adaptin binding protein
Exons: 10
Coding region: 52-1008 (318 amino acids)
Source: RefSeq, a predicted model, not a curated record